Molecule: messenger RNA, 4979 nt
Organism: Hermetia illucens (black soldier fly)
Lineage: Eukaryota; Metazoa; Arthropoda; Insecta; Diptera; Stratiomyidae
Exons: 2
Coding region: 312-4901 (1529 amino acids)
Source: RefSeq, a predicted model, not a curated record
CAACUGCGGAAACCGGUCGUAUCUCCGCCAUUGUUCAAUUCUCGAAGAUACUCCAAGUAUAAACCCUCGACGGAAACGCAGAUACUAAGGAAUAUCCACCCUUUUGAGUUUUCAACCACACAAGUCCGAUUUAUAAAUCGGAGAAAAUUCAAUUCAGUUAAUGAAAGGGACGUUCGGUUCAGCUUAAGUCACGCAUAUGUCUUAACCGACACCACCGAAGCAAUUCAAAUAUUCCGAAAGUGAUAGCGAAUUUCCUCCUGAAGAUUUUGACAAUAAACGCACUCCCAGCUCAGGACUGAAAUUAACUAAACAUGGGGGACGAUUACCAGUUGCUUCUACUCUGUCUGUGCCUCUGGCGAGUUUUGAAAAACAAAAUUUCUGACUUGUUUUUAGCAACGGAACUGCCUGAAGCGGAGAAAUUCGACGAUGUUGUCAUCAAGUACAAACACGAAGACAGGAUGGUCCUUCGUUUCCUCCAUGCCAAGCACAGGGAAGAACCCCAUCCACCAGAUUCAAUUCAUAAAAUCACCCUUACAGACUUACUCACUCCAGAUGAAGGCAAGGAAUUUAGUUUGUUGAAAUAUUUCCGGUCAUUCAUGAAGAUCCUGGAAAAGCGUUCUCAAAAUCCAGUCCCCGCCUUUUUGGAGGGAGCAGACAUUCAGGAGUUCAUACUGUCAACAAACAUUGAUCUCGCUGAGGAAGUGGAACAAUAUUUUGAAGUGGAUAAGGAAGAUUCCUUAGAAGAAGACAAGGUAUUAAGAGUUCCAACUGGGCAAACCAGGAAACUCAAAAUAAAAGAAGCAGACAAUGAACUGACACGUGAACUGGAAAUUCUUUUCUACACCUCCUCCGACUUUGAUGAACUAGUCGAAAAACUCACCGAUUGCUUACUACUUCAACAAAGAUUCGACGGAACUUCACGGAUUUUCGAAGAAUACUAUUAUCCUCUCGUGAAACAUGUGCUCGAAUUCACAAGAGAACCAAAUCAGAUGGCUAAACUUUCAGAUGGUUUCAAAGGGGUUAACAGUGAACGCACAACCGAGGUGGAAGAAUUCAGGAAAGCACUUAUAAAAGAGGUAGCAUUCCGGAUGAUAUUGAGGGAGAUAAAUAAGUCAACUUCAACAGAAAACAGUGUGCAAAAUAGGUAUCCCCAAAGUGGCCAUAUAAAUGAUUCUCAACUAACUGAAGAAUUGAAAGCAUUCGUUGACCAAUCAAACACUGCAGUCUAUUCAGCCCUGCGUCGAGAUGAGACUUUGUUCUACCAAGUAGUUUACGAUAAGACUAUGGAAAUUCACGAUGAUUUCGUGAAUGGCACCAAAAAAUUGAGCCGGAAAGCUCAGUUAUUCCGAAAGAGGCUGAUUGAUGAAGUGAUGGAUCGAAAUAUGGCCGAAAUCGUGUUUAAUCAAGUAUCGGGUGAAACGUUCCCAGUCACUGAAGGAUAUCCUACUCGCUUUCAACCUAAAAGUAACCCUAAAAUCGAAGAUGAAUAUGCGUUUGCAACGGAGAUUGAGGAUUUGAUUGACAAGUGUACAGAUAACACUAUUGAAAUCACCGACGUGGUUGGAACUGAAGAGUUCAGGCGAAACAUCAUCGACCUAAUUGGCCACGCCAUAGUGAAAGUCUACACGUGGUUUGAGUUUAGUGCAAGCUUUAUUAGAAGUUACUCAUCAAUACAGCAUUUACGCAAUCUCCGGUUGGCACUGCAAUGCUGUUUGGACGACAAGUUCAACUCCAUCGAUGAAUAUAAACUGAAUAUCCAGUUGAAAGGUUUCACCAGUUGUGAAGAGACCACGCUACACAAAACUCUUCCCAGUCCAGUAACGAAGCAAUCUAUUGAGGACUUCUAUGAAAAUUUCCGUUUGAUUGUGAGCUAUCCGAAUCGAUACGGCCUUCGUGAACUGCUGGAGACUGAAGUGAAGGCUGAGAAUCAACAUUUGAACAGCAAAGCGUUUGUCGAUUCUUUUGUUCAAGAAAUUCAUCAAUGGAUGACGCACCGACUUGGACCUUUCUAUACUCCGAAAAAGGCUGAAGAACUAUUAAGACGAUUAGAUGAAAACCUACUCUGUUACGAGUUAGAUGGAAUUAAUCAGCCUUUCUUCCUGGCGUUGCCUACCAGAUAUCAGUUCAAAUGUGAGGACCUUAUGACAUUAGUUAAGGAUUUUCUUCAACAAACUGAGUCUAGUGUUCUGUUGCUUCGUGCUGAAAAUUUGACUCUAUGUCGCGUUCGAUUCAUGCAGGCGUUUUGGAAUCUGCUGCAGCAAAACCAGAACACAAAUGGUGAACUAUCGUUUUAUUUACGUCGAUUCGGUUAUCUUUUUAUAACAAUUGAGCAUUUCUUGGCUGAAUCGUUUCGCAAGAAGCUAAACAGAAGAAAUCAGGAUAAAGACCGGUGGAAUCUGACGGUGGUAGAAUGUUGGGCUGAAAACUUACCUGGAGCUGAGAAAUUUGAAUCAAUGCUGGAUUUGCUCUUCGAAAAUUCAGAAAGUUCGCGUUCGAUGGAGAGGAGAGUUAUUUUCAUUGUGAAGGAAGAUAUGUCACGGAAGCUAGAAUCAGCACUGGGUUCCUAUUUUACAAAACAAGGAAAUACACAUACAUUUGAGUUGAAGACAACUUUCAGUCAACUGGAAGCGCCUUCACAGGAUGAGCUGUUGAGGAGAGGGCAGGUCAAACUGCACGGCCACUGUUUCCAAUUAGGGGACAUAGUUAACCAGGACGCCGGAGAUCUAAUUGAUGAGACAACAUUCGCCAAGCUGAUUGCAGAAGGCGAAGGUGAUGCUCGUCUCGUUCGCAUCGGGAGCAUAAUUCAGAGUCCCGAUUUCUAUAUAAAGCGAUGUAUACGGCCUCCUAAUAUCGAAACUAAUAAUGACAGAAUAGAAACAUCUAUUUAUAUUUUUGAAAACCGAGAAAAAGUGGAAACCGAGGUGGCAAUAGCCGCUGAUUCAAGAGACAAGUUCAAUGAGAUCAAGGAAGUUUUUACGGAAAAUCGAAAAUAUUCUGCUCCGUAUUCGGUCCACUGGGUUCAAGAAAAAAAACCACGGCAUGACGAAAGAUGGAUAUGGUACGGUUCCAUCGAACCGGUUUCUAGGUUCGGCAGUUUGGAAUGGAAUCGCAUAACAUUUACCGACUUUAGAAAGGAAAAAAUGAUUAAAGAUAAAAAAAUGAUUACAGAUGAACAAUUCUUGGAGUAUGUGAAGGAUAACAAAAUUGUCAUUUUGCAUGGAGUACCAGGAAUGGGUAAAUCAAUGCUACUUCGAAACUUUUUCAUUCAGAUGACGAAUAAUUCUCAACUUCUCUGGAAAAUAUAUAUCAACCUGAACCUUUACACUAACUUUUUGGACAAAAGACAAAAUUUUUUCAAGGAAAACCAAAAUGAAGCCGGGGAUCGAGUCGAUACGGAGACGCCAUCGUCUAGGUGUAGCGAAUUUUUAUUUGAAUUACUUCAGUCUAACGAACACUCCAAGCUCAAAACACAAUUCGAGAUUAACCUCUUGCAUUCAGCGUUCAAAAGCGAAGCGAAUACGAAAAUGCGGCUGGUGUUAUUCAUGGAUGGAUUUGAUGAAAUCAGCCCCAAUUAUAUGGACAUUGUGUUGGGCUUCCUACUGUUAUCGAAGGCCUGUUCCGAUGCCCCUCAAAUAUUCAUCACUACACGGCCUAGCUAUCGUGAGUAUCUUAAGCAACAAUUACAAACCUUUAGUUUCGAGUUGCUUGGCCUGACUUGGACAGAGCAAAUAUCUUUGUACACAGAAGUAUCAGAGAAGUUGGAGAUGCAAAUAGAUGAAGAGGAAAAGCUAUUCUCGGUACUCGAAACCUGCGCAGAUUUGGAAUUCGACAGCCGCUGUGAAUUGUUCACUAGGGUUCCGCUUUGCAUGAUAAUACUCACAGAGGUAUUUAAUACAUUCAGAGAUGAAGAGCGAAUUAAAAAGGUCAUCAACGAUCGUGAUCUUUCUACACUUUAUGAGAUGUACUUUAAAAGGAAAUAUGAGUUAUAUCUGGAUGAAAAGAUGCGUCUCAAUCGGACGAAUCUAUCUCCUAUGGAAGAAUCCGAGUACACAUAUGAUGCUUUCCUAAAUAACCAUACGAAUUUGGCCCUUUGGGCGAUGUUUUCGCGGAAGGAUCUUAAGGGAAUUGUAAGUUCAUUCCAGGAAUUUGAGGGGGCCGUCUCUAGUCUUCUGGCAGACAUUGAGGCCGGCGAGUUUGAAUAUGGAAUCGUGCAUGGUGUUUCCGAUGGGAAACCCGAGUUCUUCCAUCACACAUUCGCCGGGUAUUUAGUAGCUCGGUUUUUCAUUUCCCAGAUUACAUCAAACAAUCAAUUGGAAUCAGGCUUCCUUGAGUUUUCCAAGUCAAUGUUGAUGGAAUCUUUUGGCGAUGUAAGAAGAUUUUGCGAUGGGAUGGUCAGAGAGAUAAGCUGGGAUCAUGAUCAUUUUGCAAAUGUAAGCCCGGGUUAUGUUGUAGAUGGUCUCAUUUGCUCCUACCGUGACAACUUUUGGGGAAUUUUUUCGUUUUUUGCAAAAAUUUUCAAAACUUACUGUCCCAAGGAUGUUUGCGCGGAAAACAUCGCGAAUUGGAGGGAUAUCCGCGACUAUUCGGAUGACGGGCAUUGCACUUGGCAAACGGCUUUUACCUAUCUACUUGGGAACUGUUACUACACUGAAAGCAAUUUCGUCCUUUAUCGUUUCUUGUUGAAGUGGAGACCCGAAAAUGUGCGCAGGAGUUUAACACCACCUGAAGACCCUGACAAAAUUCAGUGGCAAGUAGAAUACCGGCUCUUUUCUGCCAGCUACAAUUUCAAGCUUUACAUGAAUAACGCAUUGCACGAUGACGUGCAUAAACUCUUACCAACGUGGUUAAUACAGCAAGAAGGCUUCAAUAUCAGUGUCGACAUCCAGUAUCAUUGUAAAUGAACUCGAUUUCUAGAUCGUUCGUAGAAUAAUCACAGGACAAAAUGUAUUAUAAUAUUAUGCUUGAUAUAAACGUAAUGG